AUGUCUCGUCUCCUUGAAAAUCCUUUCAGCAAUGUGCGCGUAACGAAUGAUUGCAGAGGUCGGCAGUAUAAUGUUCUACCAUCGGCGGAUGAUAUCGAGUCGGUAGCCUUCAGGAAUGCGGCAUGUGGCGACGCGGAGCAGGAGGAGGAGGAGAAGGAGGAGGAAGCAGCAGCUGGAUUUGGGGGAGGAAUAGAGAGUGGCUUGGUACGAGAGGAUGAGACGGAGCAGUCAGGUCACAGUAAGUGCAUUAACUACUUGCACUGCCCAUUCUGACCGUUGCACAGCCGUUACCUACUACUUAAAGGCGCCUUCUUUACUUUGCAAUAGACAACAUCACGCAGCACCCUAAACCGCAUUUAAGAAAGCUCAAGUUUGUUCCAGAACUCGAGGGAAUCGAGGAGGUUUCGGAGGAGGAUGAGCAGGAGGAGCAGGAUUGUGAGGAGGAGGGGAAGGAGGAGGAGGAGGAGGAUGAGGACGCCAGCACUAAUGACAAUAACGGCGUAAAACCGGAAGUGAAGGAGGGGGGCCAGCAGCAGCAGCAGUACCAGCAGCAGAAUAUGCACGCUGACGGAGACGCGGACUGUCUUCCUGUCGUCUCAGAAGUGACUAUUGCAAACUGCCAGGCCUGUGCAGUAGUGGCAAACAGAGAAGGGAUUCAAAUGAGAAUGCCCGUGUCAUCUGCCGGCAGGCGACGUCCUCCACGAUGGAGGUCCGUUGACAUGUCGUCGCGUAUGUCUACAACCACUUUAUUGCCAUUUUAUUUCUUUAGUCCUUCAUCUCCCCUAUGGCAUACCUAGCUCUCUUUUCCUUCACUCUUCUCAUGUUAGAUGCCUAUACGUUGCUCGACCGCCGAGAACGAAAGCCCAUCCGCCGACGAUUGGGUUACCUAUGGCGGAAAUUCGUUUGCUGCGGCAAUUUGCCAGCCAGCGCAUAG
Messenger RNA from Spirometra erinaceieuropaei, 934 nucleotides. NCBI's taxonomy places the organism in Eukaryota, Metazoa, Platyhelminthes, Cestoda, Diphyllobothriidea, Diphyllobothriidae. The record is from the annotation of a GenBank genome assembly.